This is a messenger RNA of Seriola dumerili (greater amberjack), 927 nucleotides long. Its product is annotated as olfactory receptor 2T6-like. Gene Ontology annotation, cellular component: membrane. The transcript has a single exon. NCBI's taxonomy places the organism in Eukaryota, Metazoa, Chordata, Actinopteri, Carangiformes, Carangidae. Bases 1 to 927 code for a protein of 308 amino acids. The record is from RefSeq and is a predicted model, not a curated record. Gene Ontology annotation, biological process: G protein-coupled receptor signaling pathway. Gene Ontology annotation, molecular function: G protein-coupled receptor activity; olfactory receptor activity.
AUGGAUGAUGGAUUCAAUGCAACAUUUUUAACCCUUGAUGGCUAUGUAGAAUUGCACAAAUACAGGUAUCUUUAUUUUGUGUCGAUGUGUGCAGUUUAUAUUCUAAUAAUUUGCAGUAAUUCAACCAUCAUAUUCCUCAUCUGGAUUCACCAAAACCUCCAUGAGCCUAUGUACAUUUUCAUUGCUGCUUUAUUACUGAACUCUGUUCUUUACAGCACUAAUAUCUACCCAAAGCUUUUCAUUGACUUUUUAUCUGAUCAACAGAUUGUAUCUUACUCAGCCUGUCUCUUUCAGUGCUUUCUAUAUUACUCUUUAAAUGGUGCAGAGUUUUUACUGUUGGCAGCCAUGGCCUAUGACAGGUACGUGUCAAUAUGUAAACCUCUGCAAUAUCCAACUAUCAUGAGAAAAACCACUGUGAGUAUUUUUCUGGGUUUAGCUUGGCUUGUUCCUGCUUGUCAUAUCACACUGCCAAUUGCACUGAGUGCUAAUACCAAACUCUGUAACUUUACUCUGAAAGGAAUCUUUUGUAACAAUUCAAUUUACAAACUUCACUGUGUGAGUUCAAGAGCACUAUCUGUGUACGGUGUGAUUGUUUUGUUAAAUGUUACAAUAUUCCCUGUUAUUUUCAUAUGUUUUACAUACACAAAGAUAUUCAUAAUAACCUACCAAAGUUGUGGUGAAGUCAGGAAAAAAGCUGCACAGACCUGUUUACCUCACCUGCUGGUUUUGAUAAACUUCUCCUUUUUAGUUACGUAUGAUGUCACGGUGGUUAAACUGGAAUCGGAUUUUCCAAAAACUGUCCAUUUAAUAAUGACGUUACAAGUGAUUCUGUAUCAUCCACUAUUUAAUCCAAUCAUAUAUGGACUAAAAAUGAAAGAAAUCUCUAUACACAUCAAGAGGUUGUUCUGUCAAGACAAACUGAAUUAA